Messenger RNA from Brassica oleracea var. oleracea, 1161 nucleotides. RefSeq names its product B3 domain-containing transcription factor NGA4. NCBI's taxonomy places the organism in Eukaryota, Viridiplantae, Streptophyta, Magnoliopsida, Brassicales, Brassicaceae. Bases 134 to 1054 code for a protein of 306 amino acids. The record is from RefSeq and is a predicted model, not a curated record. The transcript has 2 exons. Gene Ontology annotation, molecular function: DNA binding; DNA-binding transcription factor activity.
UGUAAGUAUAGAUUUGUAUAUCUAUAUAAACUGCUAGAGUUACCCCAAGUCUAUAGCUAACUUGAAAAAAACAAGAAGUUCUCACAUGACCCGAACCACACCAUCCAUGGGUCCCUUUUACUCUCUCUAAGAUAUGGCUAGUGGCUCCGGCAACAACAACAACAACUUCAACAUGGCGAUGGGAGAGCACAUGUUCGACAAAGUGCUAACAACAAGCGACGUCGGGAAACUAAACCGCCUCGUGAUUCCAAAGCAACAUGCAGAAAACUACUUCCCCUUGGAAGAAAUUCAAAACGGCACGAUGUUGGAUUUCCAAGACAGGAACGGCAAGAUGUGGAAGUUUCGUUACUUGUACUGGAGCAGUAGCCAGAGCUACGUGAUGACCAAAGGAUGGGUCCGUUUCGUCAAAGACAAGAACCUUGAAAGCGGAGACACCAUCUCGUUCCACCGUAGCUACGUCCUCGACGAUACCGAACCGGGGAAACGAAUCAAAAAACUGUACGUUGACUGGAGGCAUAGAGCCGACAGGAACCUCGUACACAACAUAAACCACCAUCAUCAUUACCCGCUUUUCAUGCCUCCGACUUAUCCAUCUGCUGGUUACUAUCCUUUGUCGGGAUACUCCAUGCCGCAUUACCAAAGGCUUCCACCUUUUUAUCAUAACCAAUUUCAGGAGAGGGAUUUUUCAGGGUAUGGUUAUGGAGGGCCUGACUACGCAGGAUCACCGUGGGGUCAUCAUCAUCAUUAUCAGUAUGGAAGAUCUGAGCCGUUGGUUUAUAACUCUUAUCCUGUUUACCCGACCACGGGGGUACCUUCGUCUUCCGCCAUAUUACCUCCUCAUCAGCCGCCGCAGGAGGGGACGGCGAAGAAGCUAAGGCUGUUUGGGGUCGAUGUGGAGGAGUCGUCUUCUUCAGGGGAGGCACGUGGCGAAAUGGCUGUUGCUGGGUACUCUUCGUCUUCUCCAGUUGUGAUCAGAGACGAAGAAUCAUCUUCGGCUAUGCAGUUAAGCGAGGAUGAAGAAUAUAAGAGGAAAGGGAAGUCCAUAGACUUUUAGAACAAAGAGUCUCCUAUUCAUCAUUUGUUUCAUCCUUUUAAAAUUAUUAUAAUGUAAUUUGGCAAUUGGGGAAUUUAAAAUGUAGUGAGGAACUUCACCGGGAUUAU